This is a messenger RNA of Caenorhabditis sp. 36 PRJEB53466, 1552 nucleotides long. The record is from the annotation of a GenBank genome assembly. Lineage: Eukaryota; Metazoa; Nematoda; Chromadorea; Rhabditida; Rhabditidae.
AUGAUAGUCGAUUCGAUAAGUUCGUCGGCCGCUUCGACGUCUUCUUCGUCGCCGACACCGCGUCCGAUCUCAUCGCUGCGCAAAUCGCUCAUGUGCGCCGUGUGCGGAGACGUGGUACGUUCGACUGGGGAGCGAUAAUUCAGAGAUCAGUUCAAAACACAGUGAUCUCUGUGCACUGUGGGGUUGUCUGAAACGACGUUUCGUCAGAAGACCGGAACAGAAUGAAAUGGGAUUAGUUUUCGGCCGAAUGAUCCCUGAAACGACACCUGAACCCGAUGACAUCUCGCUUCGUUUAGGCACUCGGGAAGCACUACGGAGUGAAUGCGUGCAACGGAUGCAAGGGAUUCUUCAGGAGAAGCAUCUGGAAGAACAGGACGUACGCGUGCAGACACGGAGGAAAGUGUUUGGUGGCGAAGGAGCAGCGGAAUGCGUGCCGAUCCUGCCGCCUGGCCACAUGUUUGAACGUCGGAAUGAACCCGAGAGCAGUGCAGGGAGACACGGUCGAAGAUCAGGAGUGGGACGAGGAAACCCGUCCGGAAGUGUCGAGCAUCGGAACACAGACUUACAAGGAGCCGGUCAGGACAAAGGCCGACGUCAAAAAGAGCACAAUUAUCAGCAAUCUGAGGGCGAUCUAUGACAGGACGGAUCCGGAGGACUCUUGGAAUGUCACAUUUCCAGGUUCCUAUGACUUCCGGUACGCAUUCUACAACACAAAAGUGGUGUCCCCUCGAACUCCGCUCGUUCCGACCGCUGAAAGGAUUGCCACGUUGAGCGACGUAGUCUCAGACUUCCGGAGAGGAUUUGUGUUGUACGUAGAUAUUCUCAAAUCGAUUGAGCAACUGGAAGAGGUGUGCGAAGAGGACAAGAUGAAGAUCGCCAAGUCUCGGUUCGCCGCCUUCUACUGGUGGCUCUGUUCGACGUGGUCCGCACAGGCGGGAUGCAAUGGAGUGUGCUACUCGAACGGAACAUAUCACCCCGCCGACUUCAACGAAAUGCCACGGUCCGAAGGAAAGCACGGCGUUCGUAUUGAGUACGUAGAGUACGGGGUUUAGCAUAGACGUUAAGGGAAAGCAUUUUGUUUUCAGCUACAGUGGAGUCUCGCAAAAAAGUUUGGAGAAUCUGGUGGAGCCAUUGAAGCGAUUGAAACUGACAGAUGAGGAGAGAAUGGUUGGAGCCGUCAUGGUGAUACUCGCUGAUCGUGAGUUCAGCUCGAAGGCUUUCGCAACAAAUACUCCUUUCAGCCGUGCCCCAUGUGACUCCUAAAACUGAAAAAAUACUCGCAGAAGCGAGAGACUAUUAUUUGGAACUUCUCGGCUCUUGCAUCAACCUGCCAGAAGAGGAAAUCGGAAUCAGAAUAUCAAAAAUGGUUCUUCUCGUAGCAUCUAUUAUGGUAAAAUCCUCUACCGCGCUUUUCCUACUAAAAUUCGAAAAUUUACAGGAAUUGGUACACUUGUCAACGGACAACAUUCAACUAUCAGACGUUUUGCAUGUCAUCGAUCUUGGAGACUGGUCUAUGGAACUUCGGGACCACAGAUAUAGAAGACAAUUUUAA